UGUUGGAGGCCUGCGAUGCUACCUUCCCUAUAACUAGUCACCUCGCAAGCAUCGAAUUGGAAGAGCCCUUCGAGGCCAAUUCUCUGAAACGAACGCUUUAUCUCCGCAGGCUCGAGUUGUUAAUUCCGCAUUUUCUUGGCGAUCUUAUCAAUCAGCCUUGGAUCAGAUAAAUCGCCUUGGCCCUGAACUUCGGACGACCAUAAGCUCUGGGAAGCGAUACGAGAAUGACUUCCAAACUCAAGAAUCUCUACUACAAGCUUUCUGCUAGUAUUCCUAGCUCGCCCCUACCCGGAACUUUUUCAAAAGCACCUACGGGCGAUGCACUCUUCCCGAAGACCGACCCCGCAGUGGAUGGUGACGAAUGCCUCCAUGAUUGCGCAAGUUGCUCGGUGAAAUACCCGCGUAACUUCUCGAUUGACGAGACGGAGGAGCUGUAUGGACAUGUGAAGGGAUGGAGUACGCACUUGAUUGUAGCUACCGGGAAGACGGACUGGGUACGCGACGUUGCGGAUGAGAAGGGGAGUAUCAUGGAAGCGGUAGAGAAGAAGAGCAAGGUCAAGCCCAGCAAUGGUCGCCUUAUGUUAUCCGCAUCUGAUAUACCAGUACCCGAUCGAUCCGACAACAGCACGACCGUUCUGCUUCUGCCAUCGUUCCAGUUCAUAGACAACGUCACGCCGGAAAAUACUCCCGAAUUGAUAGCCAAUUUCGUAAAUACAGGGCCUACCAACACAUCGCCGCUCCCCAGUUCCUCGAAACCCAACCCUGAGCCCCUCCCGACCUCCGAAACCACCUCAGACCAACCUGCCGAAUCGGCACCCGCCCCUUCAAUCUCAUCCACGCCGGUCCUCAAAGCUCGCCCCUGCCCACAUAAAUAUCUCAUUCUCCUUUGCAGCCAAAAGACCCGCGACGCCCGCUGCGGCCAAUCCGCACCCUUGCUCCGCAAAGAGUUCGAGCGCCACCUGCGCCCACUCGGCCUCCAUCGCGACUUGCACGACGAGCGGCCCGGCGGUGUCGGCAUCUACUUCAUAAGCCACGUGGGCGGCCACAAGUUCUCGGCAAAUGUCAUGAUAUACCGGAAGGUAUCUGCCGUUGAGCGUAAGGAGGAGCUGAAUGGACGUUCGCAUGGGCUGCAGGAGGCGCUGGAGGAGUUGAAGGUGGAGGAUGAUAAAGGGAAGGAGGUGGUGCUGGAUGUGAAUAAGGAGGUGGAAGAGGAGGAGGGUGGGGAGGCGGCGCAGUGUAUCUGGUUGGCGAGGGUGAGGCCGGAGGAUUGCGAGAAUAUUAUCAGGUAUACGGUGCUUCAGGGGAAGGUGGUGAAGCCUGAGAGGCAGUUGAGAGGUGGGUUUGAUCGGUGCAAGCAGUUGGUGAGCUGGUGAUGGCGGAGAUAUGCGACUUCUUCCCUAUUUUGGUCAUGCAAGAGUGAACAUCUAGAGGGCAGCUGGUAGCGUAUAGCAUGUAUCACAGAGCGAUGCUAGACUCUGUCAAGUAGAUAGAGAUAUGAAGUGUGAGUAUCAAGGG
Messenger RNA from Westerdykella ornata, 1515 nucleotides. RefSeq lists its product as uncharacterized. The record is from RefSeq and is a predicted model, not a curated record. The transcript has 2 exons. The coding region runs from base 225 to 1373 and encodes 382 amino acids. Lineage: Eukaryota; Fungi; Ascomycota; Dothideomycetes; Pleosporales; Sporormiaceae.